Messenger RNA from Vicia villosa (hairy vetch), 2349 nucleotides. Its product is annotated as GATA transcription factor 26-like. The transcript is spliced from 8 exons. Gene Ontology annotation, biological process: regulation of DNA-templated transcription. Lineage: Eukaryota; Viridiplantae; Streptophyta; Magnoliopsida; Fabales; Fabaceae. The record is from RefSeq and is a predicted model, not a curated record. Gene Ontology annotation, molecular function: sequence-specific DNA binding; zinc ion binding. The coding region runs from base 453 to 1991 and encodes 512 amino acids.
UUCAGCAUUUACUUGUUUGUACAAAGCAAAACAACUCCAAACAGAGACCUUCCUUCUUUCAUUCUCUCUCCAUUGCACCUUCCCUUCUUCUUUUCUCUCUCAUUUUUCAGAUUCUUCCAAUGCUCUUUUCUCUUUCAUUCAACUCUUCAGAUUCUCACCUAAAAUUUCCACUAAUUAAUUAAUUUCUGUAAUUCUCUUUGAUUUUUGCUUCUGUAAAAAAAGUACUUUUAAAGACUUUAAAACUAAAACUGCUUCUUCUUCUGGUUUUAUUGAUUUUUGCUUUUUUUUUUCUCCUUCUUCUUGCAAGCAGGGUUUAUUGUUUUUUCUUCUUCUCGUCGAAAAUUAAUUAAACUAACUGUUGGUUUAUUUUUCAGAAAAUUUCCAGUUUUUUCUUUUAUUGAACCUUUUGUUUUUGUAAUUACUUUGCUUUUGUUUGAGGAAAAGAUUGAGAAAUGGGUAAACAAGGACCUUGCUAUCACUGUGGAGUUUCAAGCACACCACUUUGGCGUAAUGGCCCACCUGAGAAGCCAAUUUUGUGCAAUGCAUGUGGUUCUCGAUGGAGGACAAAGGGAACACUUGCGAAUUAUACCCCUUUACAUGCUCGAACAGAACCUAAUGAUUACGAAGAUCAAAGAGUUUCAAGGUUAAAGAUUGUAUCAGUGAAUAAGAACAAAGAAGUGAAAUUGGUUAAACGAGAGCAGAACCAUGAUAAUGCUUAUGCUGCAUCUGGAUGGCUCAACCCUGAAUAUAAUCAUGGAUUUCUAAAGGCUGUGGAUGAGGAUACUAGUAAUAGAUCAAGUUCAGGGUCAGCCAUCUCUAAUUCUGAAAGCUGUGUUCAAUUUGGUGGUAUCGAUCCUAGUGAUUUGACAGGUGCUUCUCAAUCAGUGGUCUGGGAUACCGUGGUGCCUUCGAAGAAGAGAACAUGUGCUGGUCGUCUGAAGCAUUCGUCUGUUGAAAAGCUCACGAAAGAGUUGUGUAAUAUUCUUCACGAACAGCAACAGCAGUCUUGUUUUUCUGCUUCUUCUGAAGAGGAACUUCUAUAUGAAAAUGAAGCACCAAUGGUCUCUGUAGAGAUUGGACAUGGAAGCAUGCUCAUUAGGCAUCCUAGCUCUAUAGCUCGAGAUGAAGAGUCCGAGGCUAGCUCUCUUUCAGUUGAUAAUAAACAAUGCUUAGUGAAUGAGGCAUAUUCGUGUUAUGGUUCAAUUCCCAUGCUUAGCGAUUACACUAGCAUGAAUUUCUCUUCUCGGGGAGUUGCGAAGAUCGAAAGCUCUGCUGGCAAAAGAAUGCAGCAAGAGAAACUUGAGCGGAACAACUCUCAGCUUGAAAAACUAGAAGUUCUAGAAAAUCAUGAUUCAUCACUCUUCCAAAUAGAAUUAAAAGAUGCAGUGAACUACGAGGAGUUUUCAAGAAACUUGACAGAUGAAGAGCAGCAGCAAUUACUGAAGUAUCUCCCUGUGGUUGAUACUGCAAAACUUCCUGAUAGGGAAGGUGUAUUCGAUAGCUCUUUGUUGGGGGACAACCCUGAAGACCGUAAGACGCCGAAAAGGCUUGCAUUGUCUAACCUGUCAAAGUCAAAAUGGGUAGAACACUAUAAUCAUCUCAAGAGUGGUGGAAACAAAGCUGGAAAAUGUGAUGAUAUGGAAUCUCCUGCUGUGGAAUCAAGUAAUUUUGCAAAUGUUAAGAGAUUGCGUGUCGGCCAAAACCAAAAUUUUCCAGAAUUGAAGGCAACAAUGAGGAGUCCCAAAAGGGUCAUCAUAAAAGCUAGCAGUGGCGGCAAAGAAAUUGUAGAAGGCUCUAGCAUCAGUGAUGGCAAAGAAAUUGCAGAGGGCUCUAACAUCUUUGUCGACGAGAGUACUGAUCACGAUCUGCUGCUAGAUUUUCCAUCCAACAAUUCUUUUCCACAGGCAGAGCUCUUGCUCCCAACUUCUAGCUCGGUUGCUCAAGGAAGCACCAGUAGUAGCUCGGUACACUCUCGUGUUACUCGUCCUUGACUAAUCUUCACUAUGAACAUAAUUUUAUGUUUGGUUAUGGUCCGCAUGUUUUGCUUGCGUCUUAUAAACAUCGGAAUCCUUGUUCAAGAGAUCUGCUGGUUGUUCUUUUGUUUUCUUGCAACCUUAUUGAGCUUGGAUUGCCAAGGGAUGCAAGUUGGAUGGACUUUUUUUGUAUAGGUAAAUGAUAGAUUGUAACAUAUAUAAAUAUAUAGCACGAAAUGUGGAGUGGUAUACUCCAUAGUUUUGUAUGCGAUUGUAUCUUAUGUUUUGUGAAUUAUUUGAUACCCUCCCUCCACAGAAACACCAUUCAUAUGAAGAAAUAAAUGAAUGAAGAACUAGACAAUUAUUUUGGCUGUAA